AUGGCCAAGUUCAGUGUAGAUAACUUCAAUUGUAAUGGAAAGACGACUAGGAUUGGUUCCUUAUCACUACAGCUUCAAGAAUAUUCGAUUAUCGAGGAUUUAUUGUUUGUGAUGAUGGGUAUCGAAGGAAAAUUUAUCGAGAAAAAUUGGUCAGAAAAAAGUCCCGGGGAUAGGCAAGGACUAGAAGAGACCUAUUUUUCGGUGGACAGAACGCUAGAUCCAUCACUAAAAGAUUUGACCGAGCGUAUCCUACCCCUUGCUACAUAUUAUAUAACUAUAGAUUCAUUUGUUGAAAAGUAUUCGGGAUUCGAAUAUGGAUUUAUAAACCAUGCGCUGUGCGCAGCAAUGCGAGGUUUAUUAAAGGAAUACAUUGUCUUGAUAACACAACUGGAGCAUCAAUUUAGAUCAACACCGUCAUUUACACUACAGAAAUUCUGGCUCUAUGUGCAUCCAACAUUGCACACGAUGUCAAAUCUUCACCUGUUAAUAAUGGAUAUAAAUGAGGCUUCAGACGCGAUUGAUUACAGCGAAAUUUUAAUGGUUGAAGAUUUUCACAAAAAUGAUACUCAGCAAAUCAAAGGUGGUGCUUUGCUAGGCAUACUAGUGGAUCGGAUGACGACCAUGAGUGGGGAUCCUGAUACUAAAAGACUUUAUAUGCAUCUACUUUCCAAGUCAUCACAACCAUAUGUCACAAUAUUGCAUUCAUGGAUACACUAUGGAGAGAUUAAAGAUCCUUAUGAUGAGUUUAUGAUUCAAGAAAGGAAAAGUGUCAAAAAAGAAAAUCUCAAAGAGGAUUUUAAUGAUGCCUAUUGGGAAAUGCGCUAUACAAUUCGUGAGGAACUUAUCCCCCCUUUCUUGAUUCCAUUUAAAAAUAAAAUAUUGUUGGCUGGAAAAUACCUUAAUGUUGUUCGAGAAUGCGGAAUUGCUAUACAAGAGCCACAAAAACAACCAAUAGACGACACUGUCGGUAAAGAUGAUGUUGAUCGAACUGACAUUAACAUGAGCAAUGAUAUAUUAAUAGCGAUGGAUGGUGGAAGAUUUGUGGAUAAUAUUGAGAGUGCAUAUAAAUGUGCUAAUCGAACUUUGUUAGAUUUAUUACUAAAAGAUCAGCAACUUAUCGACAGAUUACGAUCGAUAAAACGUUAUUUCUUUCUUGACCAGUCGGAUUUUUUCACUCAUUUUCUCGACCUCGCGUCAGCAGAGUUGAAGAAGCCAUCCAAUCAAGUUUCCCUCACAAAACUUCAAUCACUACUCGAUAUAGUUCUUCGUAAUCCGUCAUCAGUCGCAUAUACUGAUCCUUUUAAGGAAGACGUUAAGGUCGAAAUGAGCACUGUCGGUUUGGUGGAUCAACUGUUGCGUAUAAUUAAUGUGGCUGGAAUGGUGGAAACUACUCCAAAAGUUACUAGGAAUCGAAUGGCAGAUAAUUUUUUAAUUAGAAAAGAAAUGGGAAAUGAAAGCGAAAAUGAUGGGUAUGAUGAAGGUACUGAAAGGCCUGGUUAUGCUGCUAGUAUUGCAGGCAGUGUUGCUAGCACUUUAGCGGGCAGUGUCACCAGCAGUUUUGCGGGAAGCGUUAUGGGUAGCAGUGGCAAACAAACAUUAACAGGAAUUGAGGCUCUCACAUUAGAUUACAUAGUGACAUUUCCCCUUUCACUCGUUAUUUCACGCAAAGCACUUACAAAAUAUCAACUAUUAUUUAGACAUUUGCUUUUCCUAAAGCAUGUUGAACAAUUGUUGUGUCACACAUGGACUGAACAUGCAAAAUCUUUUUACUGGAGGCGUGGCUCAAGUCACCCUUCUCUUGAGACUUGGAAAAGUCGCGUAUUUGCCCUUAGACAGAGGAUGUUGGUCUUCGUGCAGCAAUUCACAUAUUAUGUAACAAGUGAAGUUUUAGAGCCACAAUGGAGAAAUCUGGAGGCCAAUUUAUCAAAGGUAUCGACUGUUGAUCAAGUAUUACAAUACCAUUCUGAUUUUCUGGAUACGUGCCUUAAGGAAUGCAUGCUAACAAAUGCUAAACUUUUGAGAAUAUAUUCAAAACUUGUAUAUACAUGCGUCCUUUUCUCUAACUACACCGAGAAAUUUACGAAAUCUCUUAUUUCCCAAGUAGACUCUACUUCCAACCUUUCAAUGGAUCAACAAGAACGUACACUUCGUAAAUUUGAAGAUAAUUUCAUCUAUCACAUCAAAUUGUUAAUCGAAGCUUUGAAUUUUUACUCCGCUACAGAAACAGUUCAAUUUUUAUGUUUGGUAGUUAGACUUGAUUAUAAUCUUUUCUAUGCUAAUCAAGAGGGGUCCGGCGGAAAUGGUAUUGGUGGAUACUAA
Acaulospora morrowiae is the source of this 2319-nucleotide messenger RNA. The record is from the annotation of a GenBank genome assembly. NCBI's taxonomy places the organism in Eukaryota, Fungi, Glomeromycota, Glomeromycetes, Diversisporales, Acaulosporaceae.